AGGAGCUACCAACCAGCAGCGUUAGUGAGAUCGUCCGGAGGAUGCUCGUGUUUCAGUGAGCUUCAGCGGGAUAUAAUGAUUAUUAGGCUAAAGGGAAGGAAGACAGACGUUCCCGGGCUUCUACCGAUUUACGCCUUAAGGGAAGGACGCUGACAGGAAUAUGCAAACAGCAUGCAGUGACUGAGACUGAGGCCUGAAGGCACAGUGGGUCCGGUGGCGGCAGCAGCAGCAGCAGCAGGCAUCUAGCUUAGAUGAAGGAUGAAGAGCCCAGUGCACAGAUGCAGGGAUGUGGAGCACGGGCGUGGACAGGGUGGGGCCGCGGCAGGAGCCAACUACCUACAGGCCGAGCAGCGCAUCCCUAUCUCCAAAGACGUCAUCACUUCGUCCUCUGCCUCUGCCAUGUGGUUCAUCAGGGAUGCCUGUGGCAUCGUGUGCGCUGUCAUCACCUGGCUGCUGGUGUUUUAUGCGGAGUUCGUGGUGUUGUUUGUGAUGCUGCUGCCUUCCAAGAAUCUGACGUACAGCAUUGUGAACGGGACCCUGUUCAACACUCUGGCCUUCCUUGCCCUCGCCUCACACCUCAGGGCCAUGUGCACCGACCCUGGGGCGGUGCCAAAAGGGAAUGCUACUAAGGAAUACAUAGAAAGCCUUCAGCUGAAACCAGGGCAGGUGGUCUACAAAUGUCCCAAGUGCUGCAGCAUCAAGCCUGACCGAGCACACCACUGCAGUGUUUGCAAACGCUGCAUUCGAAAGAUGGACCACCACUGCCCCUGGGUCAACAACUGUGUAGGGGAGAACAACCAAAAGUACUUUGUGCUUUUCACAAUGUACAUUGCACUCAUCUCUCUCCAUGCUCUGGUCAUGGUGGUCUUCCAUUUCCUCAACUGCUUUGAAGAUGAUUGGACAAAGUGCAGUUCCUUCUCUCCUCCAGCAACAGUCAUCCUCCUCAUACUCCUGUGCUUUGAGGGUCUCCUCUUCCUCAUCUUCACCUCUGUGAUGUUUGGCACCCAAGUCCACUCCAUCUGUACCGACGAGACCGGCAUAGAGCAGUUGAAAAAGGAAGAGAGAAGAUGGGCUAAAAAAACUAAGUGGAUGAACAUGAGGGCGGUAUUUGGACACCCUUUCUCCUUAUUGUGGUUUAGUCCCUUCUCCACCCCUGACCAUGGGAAGGCUGAGACUUACCAGUAUGUGGUGUGAGAGCUCAGCACAGGGAACGAGGAGGCUGGGUCAAAACUUAAGUGGGACGCCCUGCCCACUGUGCCCAGUGCUGAACGUGAUUUACACUGUAUCGCCCACGCUAGCCAUGGACAGCUUUCCAUCUGCUUUUUGUGUUGCCAGCUAAGUGCGCUAUCCGUUUAUUUUUGUGUUGCCUUGAGUGAGUGGAGUUGCAGAGAAAAAGAAAACACUUUCAGUUUGUGAAUCCUAUUUGCAAUCACUGUGAUGAAUCUGUUUUUUCUGAGCUGUUUCUAUUUCUGUUGUUUUAUGAGAAACCUUCUCUUUUCUUGCUCUGUGUUUACUAUUGCUUUCCCAUACGGGUCAUUUCAACUACAUUCCAGAAAAACACAUUUUCUCACUUAUCUUUAGUGGUGUCUAGCCAUGCUGACUGUUUUAAUUUUAGGUGUUGAGGUUUUCAAAACCCAAUAUAGUGGGAGAGAAUGGAAUUUAAUUUAGGUCAAAUAAUAGUAAAAGAGUCCCCAUCACAUGUUCCCACACCCCUAGUUGAUGUGUUUAUUCAACCAACAGUCCAAAACCCAAAGAUAUUCAAUUUACGUUCAGAGAAGAAGAAAACCAACAAAUAUUCACAUGGGAUGAGCUUCCAAUUAGUUUGACUGACUUAUCGCUUAAUCGACUAAGCGUUUCAGCUCUAGUUUCAUAUGUGGUCAAAGCAUAGAACAUGGCAUUAGAGAAGCUCAGCGGCAAUGUCACAUUGUAGAAUGAAUAUCUGAGUUGCUAAGGUUGAUUCACAGACCUGUGUGGUCUGCUGAUUAUUCAGAAUAACCAGGACAUUGUUUCUGGAUAUAUAAAUGCUGAAUUUCAGAUGAGUUCCAUUCACCUCCACUGUACAAGGGUGAAGCAGAAAAUUCAAAUGCUGGGCAGAUUAAAGGAAAACCAUCUGCAUGGCUACAUACUACUAGAGGUAAGUGUAAAAAUGUCUUUCGUAAUUUGGGUGAAUUGACCCUUUGAAUCUUCCUCGUCAGACAGUAAUCAGCAGUGUGUUCCAGAUGUGGAUAAGCUUUUAAAGAAGUCCCCACUAGAAUGGAUUAGAUGAAUGGUCAAGUUAUACUAGUUUCAGUCUCUACAAACAGAUUCCAUGUGGGAGCCAGAUCCAUUCUAAGGCUGAUCCUUUUAAAUGGUGCCAAAUACAUCACGUAAAGGAACACUUUCCAUCAUUACUGUGGAUUUGUAGUCAAUUAGGAUUGUGAAAAUAUUUUAAAUACACCCUGCAAAAAAGUUUUUUUCUGCAAAAAGUCAAGGCCUCUUUUGCCCAUUCUUACAAUUAGAAAUGCACUGAUCCCAUUUUUUUUCCUGAUUACAAUUCUGACACAUCAACUCAGGGUGUCUGCCAAUAGCCAUUCCCAGUGUAAUACCAGUUACCAUACUCUGUUUUUCCUGUUUUUAAAACCUGUACACCACACUGUGAGGUGCACUCCUACUGACAGUACCCGGUAUUUAUUGUAAAUACUGAGAGCUGAGAUUAUCAAAUCACUUUGAUAGUGUUAUUGGUGGGUAAAUUAUUAUCCACAGCUCACCUGUGAGUCCCUGGUCAAGUCGACAGUAUCUCAUCACAGAAGAAAACAAGUGAUCCUUUAACGUGCUGUAUUUGAGCUUCACAUGACAGACCAAAACAGUCACUCUGCAGUUUAACCGUGUGUUUUAAGUGACUUGAAUAGCUACAUGUUGCCCAAGCGAGGAACAUUCUCCCUGAUUCCUCUCUGAUACAUGCUCGACAUGAACAAAGCCUUUGUCGGGGGGCAGAGGUGUUUUUGUUUUUUUCUUCACAAGCCAGGAAGUCUCUGUUUGCUCCAUCAAACAGAAUCAAUUAAGGAUCAGAACACCAGCUUUUUUUGGUCUUGGCAGGUUUUGCUCAAACAUCCUUGCAAUGCUCAGUGAGGAAAUGAGAUGGUUAAAUGUCAGCCAGCCUCAGCUUGUCUUUCAGCAGUGAAACAUGGCUGAUUAACAGGCUGUCAGCAUCCAUAUUGUAACGUGCUUAUUCUCCCUUUUUUGAGGAAAGGUUUGGCUGUCCACAGUAGCACUGUGUGUUUGUGUGUGUGUGUGCUCAUGCAUGGACACUUGCCAGUGAAACAGCCCCUGUGGUGUUUUCAUGUUGUGAGGGUGUGCCAAAUUGAAUGAUUUCCACAAUUACAUGAUUAUCUGGGAAAGCUUUUAAAUGAAAUUCCUCAAAAAGAUGACACUGGCUUAGCUUUGAAAUUAUCUUUGCUGGAGAAAACUCCUUAAAUCCUGUGUGGACUCAAAGGGAAGCGCCGUAUGAAAAUGUGUAACUCUGCAUACACCUUAUUAUGCAGCAGCAGGAUAUUAGCUGGACUGUAUUUCUGCACUAUUCCAGGUUACUUCAAAGCGGUUAACAAACUAUUAACUUUCAUCAUUCACAUUUCCACAUGUACUAAAAAGGCUAAUUCGCACUUUGUAUUUAUCAUUUAAGAUUUUCUUCUGUGUGACCUACUCUGUUCUACAGUGUGCAUUUUAUUCUUCUAUUCUUUGUUUACAUGAUAUUGUAUGCAUCCUUUGUUAUUUGAAUGCAUGGUACAAGUGAAGGCUAGUUUAGUGAUGUAUGUGAAACACUGCUGGUAUGAUGGUGCCAAGUCUCGCUGGUGAGAGUGAUGCUGGAGAUGAUUUGUUUUUUUACAGAAAUUCUUUCUAAAUAUUCUGAAGAUAUUUCAGCACAUGCGCAGAGAAUAAAUACUUCUCAGUUGCAAUGCAAAAACUGUGUUUGCUUGCUUUUUUUGACUUAUUUAUUUCCCUCUGAUUGUGUGUGGGGGGUGCUCUUAGGACCAAAUAUGGGUUCUGCCUCUGUAUUUUUUAUGUUCAGAUGUUGUUGAAGAGGUUUCUACUUUCCCUGCAUACUGUCCUUCCGCUCCCUGCAUUCUUAAAAAUGUUCACUCUGUCCUUGUCUUUCAUUCUUUUCCCACUUUACUGUCUGUAACCUGCCUCUUUCCCACGCAAUGUUUUCUCCACACUCAUGCAUUUGCUUUGGUUGAUGACUCAUUCGGCCAAAAGCUUUCUGAAGCAGACAACUCUUUAAAAUGUCGAGGAGAGGUAAGCUUGUAACAGAGGUGACAUUAGCCGUCCCAUCAAGCUUAGCACAUUACAAGCAUGCAGAUUUCAAUCUGAAGGCCAAUGUGUGCUUCAUGUCUUGUUUUUUGACGUUUCAGAUUCAACCAAACAUUAUGAAUGAAUGAGUGACUUCCAUGUGUGACAGGAUGCAUGCUCUCUUUUGGUCAUUUCACACGUUUUCUUCUUCCGCAGGGGUUCUUUUCCAUUUUUUAAAUGCAUGUGAGUCAUUCUGUGCAGUGUUUUGUGGCAUUUUGGGCAUGUUUCUGAGAAAACAAAUGAAUCAGAAAGCAUUUAAAUGAGAGACUUUAAAAGCAUUUAACACAACACUCACAUUAUGUACAUGGAAAGAGAUGUUGGUUGCUGUAACCAAUCCUGUCUAAACUGACCCUCCACAGCUACACUGGAAAAGGUGGAGGACAAAAUCCAGUCUUUACAAUGUGCAAAAAUACUUUAGCCAUUCAGUCAGACAAAUGAAUCUUCUAAGACUGUUACUGUGAGCAAAAAUAAUAACUAAGCCGUUCAGAUUCACUUCCAUGCACCCUGCAAAACCUAACCAUAAAAUAUGCUGCAGAAGUCAGUGUUCUUUCUCACUGCUUCCACAGCCUCGCUAGGUGACAAGCUAACAGGUGACUUUUAUUGUCAUGGUAACGUGACUGCAGACAAAAGGCAGCCAAUAGCCUAGUAUUUUUUAUAUAUUAUUUUUCUGUUCAUAGUGUUGAAUUCUAAAUGAUCAACAAUCCCUUUUGCUGAGGGUCAUGCAAUAGAGCAAAGAUCAAAUUGCACCCAGAUCCUAGCAUACCAACAUACUGUAGACCUGUUUCCAAGCUACUUUUUGCAUUUUAAGAUUUUAAAAAACUUAGUCUGCAGGCACCUUCUGCAACUGUUGUAAGAAACUGACAUAUUUGAUGAAAACCAAUCAGGCUUUCGUCAGAAACACAGCACCGAGACAGCUCUGCUGAGGGUCACGAAUGGUACUGACGUGCAGCUAGAACAUAGUGAAUUUGCCAUUUUAGUUCUUUUAGAUUUGUCUGCGGCCUUUGACACAGUUGAUCACGUAGCACCACACCAAGUUUUUAGUAUCCACGGAGGUACCUGUGCUCCAAUAACUUGUGGGGUGCCUCAGGGAUCAAUUCUCAGACCCUUUUUAUUUUCAUAUUAUGUGUGCUCCCCUUAGGUCACUUGAUGCAUUAAUUUGGUUGUUUUAUCAUUGCUACACUGGUGAUAUGCAACUCUACUUAGUCCUCUCAAAUUUAACUACCCUCCACAAGUGUCAGGUUGAGAUCAGAAACUGGAUGUCUCAAAGUUUCAAUAAAAUCACAGUAAAACUGAAGCUCUGGUUUUUGCCCCAGAUCAGGUCUGUACUAACAUCCUCCAACACCUCAUUUCAUUGGCCACUAACAGAAAAUCCUUUGCCAAAAACCAUGCUUAGACUGCUGUAAUGCUCUUUAUUCCUUUCUAAACCAAGAUGCUGCUACCCCGGUUACAGUUAGUCCAAAACUCUGCAGCAAGACUACUCACUAAGACCUCACAUCUGAUCAAAUUCAAGAUGCUCCUCUUCAUCUAUCAGGCUUUGACAAAUCAUGCUCCACAGUAUAUUAGUAAAAUAAUAAUGCUGUAUACAUCUGCUAGGCCCCUCAGGUCCUCUGAACAAGGCAGGCUGUCCUGGGUCCCAGCCGGUGGAACAGUCUCCUCCUGGGAGGCAGAUCUGCAGACUCUCUGGGUAUUUUAAGUCCCAGCAGAAGAACGACCUUUUCUCUAAGCCAUUUUGUGUUGAGCCAUCUACACUAUUCUGAGUUGUGAUGCUUCUGAUGUUGACUCAUCUUAGUCCGAUUAACCUUUUAUCUUUUUGUAAAACACUUGGUAACAUAGGUUUUGAAAAGUGGUAUACAGAUACAAUUCUUAAUGAAUAAAAAUCUUACUAGAAUCUAUGUAUAAACAGCCCAACCCUGCUGGAGUACACAGCACAACCUGGUGCUCUAACACAUGAUGUAUAGCUUUUGAUUCCAAACCAUAAUUACAGAUUUUUAUUUUAUUUUUUUCACAACUACUAAAAGUUGGUCAAAUUGGAAAUACAAUGUGACAAGCCUAGUAUCUUACAAAGCCGCUCUUAGUCGAUUUGUUUCCCCUGAGCCCAACCUUAGCAUUAACCCCAGCUGGUCAUCUCUAUAACACCAAACCAUUAACAUGAACCUAAAUUAACUUAACCAUAAACUUAUCCCAGUCAGGAAUGGGUGUUGUCAGGAAACGCUGGUUGAAAGGGACUGGAUAAACACCACAGUCAUCCUACACCUGACUGGCAGAAUGAAGAAACCCAGACCACCCUGAUGCUGGUGCGUCAGUCUGUCCACCACUUCGGUCCAGAUUGAGAAUUGAUCCUGUUUACUUUGGUGCUGUGAUGACUUUUCAUCUAAUGCCACCAGUAGGUCAACAUUUUUACUUAUUUGUGUGAAAUAUCUCAACAUCUACUGGAUGGAUUUAUCACAAAAGUUGGUGCAGGCUUUCAUGGUUCCCAGACAUUUCAUUUUUUACCGUGUAGUCACUCUAGGACGGGAUUGUUUGAUGGCUGGUGUGGACAGGAGCAGUGAUUACAGUGACCAAUAACUCCUUCAGCAUACAUACGGCCAGUGAGUGAUCUAUUGAGAUAGAUGUGAAGAAAUCUGAAGGCUUUUUGUCAGGUUCUCUUUAGUCUGAUUUCUGUCUGAGAAACAGGCCCAAAGAGUGAAAUCAUAGUGUUGCAGUUUUACUCAUCCUUUGUGUCGGUGAGUGAUGGUGCAUGUAGAAAGCAACAGACCUCCAGUCCUUUCUGGCUCAGCCCCUUUCACCUCAGACCCUCCUUGUUGUGUCUUCUGCAGGGAAUCGAGCGUCUGAAGGGGGAGACGGGGAAGUGGGGGAAGGUGCCGUGUUGGGAGGCCAUGCAGUUGGCUUUCGGCGGCCCGUUCUCUCUGUCCUGGUGCAGCCCCUUCGCAGGGCUGAGCUGCAAGCAGAGCCCC
This is a messenger RNA of Chelmon rostratus (copperband butterflyfish), 7280 nucleotides long. It is a transcript of the gene zdhhc3a, whose product is annotated as zinc finger DHHC-type palmitoyltransferase 3a. Bases 259 to 1194 code for a protein of 311 amino acids. Gene Ontology annotation, cellular component: endoplasmic reticulum; Golgi apparatus. NCBI's taxonomy places the organism in Eukaryota, Metazoa, Chordata, Actinopteri, Chaetodontiformes, Chaetodontidae. The transcript has 7 exons. The record is from RefSeq and is a predicted model, not a curated record. Gene Ontology annotation, molecular function: protein-cysteine S-palmitoyltransferase activity. Gene Ontology annotation, biological process: peptidyl-L-cysteine S-palmitoylation; protein targeting to membrane.